This is a messenger RNA of Oryzias melastigma (Indian medaka), 14193 nucleotides long. It is a transcript of the gene ryr2b, whose product is annotated as ryanodine receptor 2b (cardiac). Gene Ontology annotation, molecular function: calcium ion binding; protein binding; ryanodine-sensitive calcium-release channel activity. Gene Ontology annotation, biological process: calcium ion transmembrane transport; intracellular calcium ion homeostasis. Lineage: Eukaryota; Metazoa; Chordata; Actinopteri; Beloniformes; Adrianichthyidae. Gene Ontology annotation, cellular component: smooth endoplasmic reticulum; calcium channel complex; sarcolemma. The record is from RefSeq and is a predicted model, not a curated record.
AUGAAAGACAGUUACCUGAAAGGCGGUGAAACCUUACGGUUUCUGCACAGCCACAGCGACGCAUGUCUGACGGUUCCGUACACAGAACACGGAGAAGAGCUUCAACGAAUUACACAAUAUGAGACUGGAUCUGUUUCCACUUCUGCUCGCUCACUCUGGAGGCUGGAAAUACUGCGUGUUGCCUGGAGUGGCAGACAUACGUGCUGGGGCCAGCCGUUCAGACUCUGCCAGGUCACCACUGGGAAAUACCUGGGCUUCACGGAGGAGAACGGCCUUCAUCUGGUUGAUCGGGACAAAGCUAAUAUUAACACAAGCUCCUUCUGCUUCAGACCAUCGAAGGAAAAGCCUCACGAUGGGUCAAAGACGGAUGCUGAUGGUAUGGGACAUCCAGAGAUCAAGUAUGGAGACUCCGUCUGUUACGUUCAGCAUAUUCACUCAGGACUCUGGCUAACGUACCAAACUGAUGAUGCUAAGAGUCAAAUGGGAGGAACUCAGAGAAAGGCUAUUUUACACAGCGAGGGUCACAUGGACGACGGCCUGUCGCUGUCUCGAUCUCAGAGAGAGGAAGCUCACACCGCACGACUGAUCCGGAGUUCCCUUCUUCUGUUCAAUUGAAACUUGGAUGGAUAUCAUCAGGAUGGAAACCUUCCUCCCAUCAACGUAUCAAUGACCUCCAUGACGUCGAGUCUCCAGGAUCUAAUCCACUAUUUCCAAUCUCCACUUGAAACGUUAAGCCACCAAGAGAAACUAAAGCACCUGAAUGUGCAAAAGAAACGCCAGAAUAUGUUUCAAGAGGAGGGUGUGAUGGAUUUAAUCCUAGAAUGUAUCGACAGCCUCCACCAGUACAGUAGUGCUGGAGCUUCCCGUUCUGUUGAUUCUUCUGAAGGUGGAGGAGGAUGGGACGUCGUCCUUAACUGUUUUUAUGAGCUCCUAGCUGCCAUGAUUCGUGGAAACCGGGUAAACUGUGCACAUUUGUCCGCCUCUAUGGACUGGCUUUUUAGUAGAUUGGAUCGACUGGAAGCCUCUUCUGGGGCUUUGGAAGUGUUGCACUGUAUUCUAGUAGAGAGCCCUGAAGCAUUAAAAGCCAUAAAAAACGCACACAUUGAGUCCAUCAUCUCAUUUUUAGACAAACAUGGACGCAACAAUAAGGUGCUGGAGGUGCUGUGCUCCCUGUGUGUGUGCCACGGCGUGGCCGUGCGCUCCAAUCAGAACCUCAUCUGUGACAGUCUGCUGCCAGACAGAGAUUUGCUGCUUCAAACACGGCUGGCCAAUCAGGUCACCAGCAUGAGACCCAACAUCUUCAUGGAUCCAGGAGAACCCUCCUCCCAGCCCCGGAGGUGGUACUUUGAGUUGGUUGUGGAUCACGUCGACCCGUUCCUCACAUCUGAACCAACACACCUGCGAGUGGGCUGGGCCUCCACUAAAGGCUACCGGCCAAAACCAGCAGGAGGAGAAGGCUUUGGGGGGAACGGUGUUGGUGACGACCUCUGUUCCUUUGGCUUUGACGGCCUUCAUCUCUGGUCAGGCUGUGUGGGCCGCAGAGUCAGCUCUCCCUUCCCCCACCUGCUGAAAGAUAAUGAUGUGGUUAGCUGCUGCCUUGACCUCACUGUUCCAUGCAUAUCGUUUCGGGUCAACGGUUUGCCAGUGCAGGGCAUGUUGGAGAACUUCAUUGCUAAUGGACUUCUUUACCCGGUGGUCAGCAUUUCUGCUGGAGUAAGGGUUCGUUUUCUUUUUGGUGGACGGCAUGGAGAGUUUCGCUUUCUCCCCCCACCUGGCUACGCUUCAUGCUCUGAGGCUUUGCUCCCGAAAGUCAAACUGAAGGUAGAGCCGUGUCAGAAACAUGUUCUAGAAUCCGAAAAGACGGAAAAAAAGCUCUUUGGCCCCUCGGUUCCAAUCACCCCAGUUACAUUCUCUCCAACACCGGUAGACAUAAGCAAGGUUGCACUACCUCCUCAACUUGAAGAUAUCCGAGAAAAACUGGCAGAAAAUAUCCACGAGCUUUGGGUAAAGGACAAGAUUGAGCUUGGAUGGACCUAUGGACCAAUAAGAGAUGACAGUAAAAGACACGACCCAUGUUUGGUGGAAUUCUCCAAGCUGCCAGAGCAGGAAAAAAUCCAGAACCUUCAGACAGCUCAGGACACUCUUAGGACUCUUCUUGCCCUUGGCUUCCACAUUGGGUUGACGGAUGACCAAGCUGAAGAGCGUGUCAAAUACACCAGACUGCACACUAAAUAUGAACUUCUCAGCGGCUACCGGCCUGCACCAGUCGACUUCAGCAGGAUUCUCCUCAGCUCGGCAGAUGAAGAAGUGGUCAACUUGCUGGCAGAAAAUGACCACAAUGUAUGGGCAAGAGAACGAAUCAAGCAGGGUUGGACCUAUGGGGUCCAGCAGGAUGUAAAAGCAAAGCAGAGUCCACAGCUUGUGCCUUACAGCCUUCUGGAUGAAAGAACAAAGCGAACAGUCAGGGAGGGUGUCAGAGAGGCUGUCUGCACCCUGCUGGCAUUUGGCUACAGUCUCGAGCCCCUUAACCAGGAACCGGCCAAAUUAUCACAGCCGUGCCCCUUCUCCACUGAGAAGUGCAGAGUGUUCCGACCAGAUAAAUCGAAUGCUGUGACCACAGGGAAGUGGUAUUUUGAAUUUGAAGUGGAGACAGACGGGACUAUGAGAGUGGGCUGGGCGCGACCAGACUGCACUCCAGAUAAAGAGCUUGGCUCAGAUGACCAAGCAUACGUUUUUGAUGGAUUUGAGGCCCAGUGGUACCAUCAGGGCGGUGAGGCCCUUGGAAGUACAUGGCUCAGAGGAGAUGUGGUUGGUUGCUUGCUGGACUUGGUGGAACGAUCAAUGAUGGUCACACUCAAUGGAGAACUCCUGUUUAAUGAGCAAGGAUCAGAGCUGGCUGCCAAGGAUUUUGAUAUUGACAAUGGCUUUUUGCCCAUUGUAAGUGUUGGGGUGAAUCAGGUUGGAAAGCUUAACCUGGGGCGCCAAGUGGAUUCAUUGAAGUACUUUAAUGUCUGUGGUCUACAAGAGGGCUACAAACCCUUUGCGUACAAUAUGGAAAGAGACCCACCUCUGUGGAUGAGUUGGAAACAGCCCACAUUCACACCUAUACAGGAUUCUGAUCAGAACUUAAAGGUUAUUAGAGUUGGUGGCUCUAGUGAUGGCUUGUCCAGUCUGAGGGUUUCCCACCGUUUGGCACACCCCGGUGCAGGAAGCAGGGUGGGAUUUUACCGUCUCAGCAUGCCCGUUGAAUGUGCUGCCACCCUCAGAAGUCCAGGAGAGGUCGUGCUUCCAGCGGUGUCAAACUCUGUGAUCACAUCUCAAGGGAGGAAAGAGCAAGAGGACACAGACUCUGACUUUGAAGUCCUGAUGAAGUCAGCACACAGCUCUGCUGGCUCUAGAGACGAGCUAGAUCAUAAGGAUCAUGGUCAUGACAAAACAUCUAAACUCAAACAGCGGUUCCUGCCGAAGCGGAACAAACCCGGUUUGGUUAGCAGCGGCUCAUCUGCACGGCUCCUCGAGGAUGUUGUAAUUGACAAAGACAAUUAUGAUCGACUCAUCCAGAAUUCCAGGGUGAUCUUUGAUUUCCUCCUUUUCAUAUCUCUUUAUAACCGCAAAAUUACACCGCAGAUGGAAGUUGCCGAUUUGAAAAUCAGUUCGUUUUGCUCUCCGCCAAUCCCGAAAAAGAGUCCCACUUGCCAUUCCGCUGUUGUAGAGCGUGUAAAGCUUGAGUUCUUAUCAUGCAGCGCUUUGUUUUUUUUUUUAAUCCUUAAAGCCAAAUACCAAAGAGUGACUCUAAUUACCCAUCAUUUUCAGUACUACUACACAGUGAGGGUUCUUCCAGGCCAGGAGCCGUUCAAUGUGUGGGUAGGCUGGGUGACCUCUGACUUUCGUCAUUACAACGCGACGUUUGACACCAACAGUGUCCACACUGUCACUGUAACUUUGGGAGACGACAGUGGCAAAGUUCAGGAAAGUGUGAGGCGAUCCAGCUGUUACAUGGUGUGUGCCGGAGAGGCAACGGGACUUUCUCAGAGUCGGAGAAGUGCUGGUUUGGAAAUUGGUUGUUUGAUUGACUCAUCGACCGGGCUGCUCACUUUUACCUCCAACGGUGUGGAGAUGUCAACAUUUUACCAAGUAGAGGCACAAACAAGGCUGUUUCCUGCUGUUUUCGUCAAGCCCACCACAACUAACAUGUUCCAGUUUGAACUGGGAUGUGUCAAGAAUGCAAUGCCUUUGUCAUCAGGUUUGCUUCGCAGCCUAAGGAGAAAUCCUUCACCUCAGUGUCCUCCCAGGAUUCAUGUUCAGUAUCUGAGGCCCGUUUCCUGGACCAGAGUACCAGAUAAGGCACUAAAAGUGUUGGUGGAUCAACCAGUUGACCACCAUGGAUGGAGAGUCCAGUGCAUUGAGCCUCAACAAUUUACAGCUCUUCAGAUUCCUGAGGAAAACAGAUCCAUUGACAUUUUGGAACUGUCAGAAGUUGGGGACCUCCUCACCUUUCACCACAACACCCUCCUCCUCUACUGCUCCUUGUGCUGCCAUGGCAACAGCAGAGUUUGCCAUGCACUCUGCAGUCACAUCGACCAGUCGCAAAUUCUCUAUGCAAUUCAGAACCCGUACCUCGCUGGACCACUUCGAGAUGCUUACUAUCAACUAUUUAUUCAGAUUUAUUUAAGCAGCCACGCCACAGAGCGUCUCAUGAUGAACAAUGAAUACAUCGUUCCAAUGACGGGUCAAAUCCGAGAAAGUCCUUCACAUUGUGCUCUUGACGGAGGGACUGAUUCUGCAGGAGAAGGGAUUCCCAACAAUGAUCACAGCACAUCCCUUAAACCACAGAUGCACUGCUCUUGUCCUUGUUUUGUGAGAGGAGACGAGAGCACAGUCGUUCUGGCCAGCACAGACAGCCCGGAAAUCCCUCUGGACGUGUUAAAGGAUCUAACUCUGGAAAUGGUGACUGCUGGGGUUUCGGCAGUGGGUCGAGAUGUGAGGGAUCCCGCUGGAGGCAGCGUUGAACUCCUGCUUGUUCCUCUUUUAAAAUUGUUGUACCAGCUCUUGGUUAUCGGUGUGUUUCGGGAUGAGGACCUUGGGAAGAUCCUUUGGCUAAUGGAGCCAAAGGAGUUUUCCGUAAUUGCUCAAAAAUUGGACACAUUGGUUAAUGAACAAGAAACUCAAGGCCGGAUCAAAGAAGUUGAGGGCACUAUUAUCAAACAAGGACUUCUUCAGCUGCAGCUUCCAGAAGGUGUCAAACUUGAGCUCUGCCAUCUCCUAUCCUACUUGUGUGACUGCCAGGUGCGCCAAAGGGUAGAAGCAGUGAUAGCGUUCUCCGAAGGUUUUGUGCAUAAGCUGCAGGAGAAUCAACGUGUUCGUUACAAUCAAGUCAUGCAAGCAUUUAACAUGUCUGCAGCCCUCACCGCCCGCAGGACAAGGGAGUUUCGUCUUCCUCCACAGGAGCAGAUAAAUAUGCUGCUGAUGUUCAAAGACAACGAGGUGCAAGAAAACUGUCCAUGUCCCCUGAAAACCCAGCAUCUUCUGGAAGAUUUCCAUCACCAACUCAAGACACGCUGUGCCAUUGAAGCAGACACUGCCUCAGAGGAUGAAGAUGAGACUUCUUUAAAAGUUCGACUUUUCAGUAUGGUGGCAAGUGUCACUCGACCCAAAAACAAACUCAAAGAAAAGGAAAACUGUGGAUCACAAAGGCCAAAGUCUCUCAAGAAACUGAUUUCCGAGACGAUGGUACGCUGGACCCAGGAGAGGGAAAUGGAAAAUCCCGAACUGGUUAGGACGAUGUUCACUUUGCUGCACCGGCAGUAUGAGGGCCUCAAGGGCCAAAUGGAGGAGCCCCUUUCAAAGGCCUACAUGAUCAGUCAGGCAUCAGUGGAGGACGCCGUUGCCCUCUUGUCAUCUCUUUGUGAAAUCCGUUCUUUACUCAGCAUCCGAAUGGGAAAAGAAGAAGAGCAACUGAUGAUUCGAAGUCUUGGAGAAAUCAUGAAUAAUAAGGUCUUCUACCAGCACCCUAACUUAAUGAGAGCAUUGGGGAUGCACGAGACCGUUAUGGAGGUAAUGGUCAACGUGAUGGAAGAAGAAGAGUCGAAGGAAGUUACUUUUUCCAAGAUGGUGGCCUGCUGCUGUCGAUUUCUGUGUUACUUUUGCCGCAUAAGCCGUCACAAUCAGGGAGCAAUGUUUGACCAUCUCGGAUACUUACUGAAGAACAGCAGCGUUGGAUUGGCUUUGCCCUCCAUGCGUGGCUCCACCCCCCUUGACGUGGCUGCAGCCUCCGUCAUGGAUAAUAAUGAACUGGCUUUAGCUUUAAGGGAACCAGAUCUGGAAAAGGUGGUUCGAUACCUUGCUAGCAGUUGUCUCCAGAGCUGUCCAACUCUAGUGGCAAAAGGCUACACGGAUAUUGGAUGGAAUCCUGUGAAGGGAGAACGCUAUCUGGAUUUUCUACGCUUUGCUGUCUUCUGCAAUGGUGAGAGCGUGGAGGAGAACGCCUAUGAGGUGCUGAGGUUGUUGAUUCGCCGCCCGGAGUGUUUUGGCCCGGCGCUCAGAGGUGACGGAGGGAAUGGACUUCUAGCAGCCAUGAAAGAAGCAAUCAUGAUCUCCCAGGAUGCUUCCAUGGACGGACCGUACCCAUCUCAGGAGUCCCAGAGAGGCCUACAGGACAGUGACGAUGACCGCAUCCACAUGGGUCACGCCAUUAUGACCUUUUACUCUGCCCUCAUUGAUUUGUUGGGUCGUUGCGCUCCAGAGACGAUGGCUUCUUGAUGGAGCCGGACCUCUCUACAGUCUUCUGCCCAGACCACAAGGCAGCUAUGGUUUUAUUUCUGGAUCGAGUUUACGGAAUUGAGAGCCACAGCUUGCUCCUCCGGCUUCUGGAAGUUGGAUUUCUACCUGACAUUCAGGCAGCUGUUUCUCUUGACACUGUGGAGCUCGGAUCCACGGACAUGGCUCUGGCCCUCAACAGAUACUUGUGUGGAAGCGUUCUUCCUCUUCUAACAAAAUGCUCAGCUCUUCUCCAUGAUUUACAAGAUCAUGUGCUGCUGGUUGAUUGUCUAAUCCAGGGAGUCUACCGGCUUUCAGGAGCUUUUAGCUUGACCAAGGCUCAGAGAGAAACCGCUCAGGAUUGUUUGCUGGCUUUGUGCAGUAAACUCCAGGCAUCCAUGAUGCAGCCUUUGCUUCGACGCCUCGUUUUUGACGCUCUCCAUCUCACAGACCACAGCACAAUGGCUCUGAAGCUGCUGAUCAGUCAUUACGCACAGAGGCGGUCCUACUAUUCCCACGCCGGCAGGCGCAGUGACCAGAGUUUGGCCUCUGAGGAAGAACUCCACCUGUCUAGAAAGUUAUUUUGGGGCGUCUUUAAGGCGUUGGCAAAGAAGAUCCCAAAGCCUUACACCCUUCAGUUAUUGGAGCUGUGUGCGCAGUGCCUUGUUACAGUAGCCAAAGCUUUGCCUCCUGAUCACGUGGAGUCGGUCUGUUUGUCCCAAAUGGAGCGAAAAUCCUUUAUGGACACAGAUGGACAUUUUGAUCCCCAACCUGUAGAUACAGCCAAUGUCUCAGUGCCGGAGAGACUUGAGUUUGUAGUGAACAAGUAUGCGGAACACACUCAUGAAAAGUGGUCUCUUGAAAAGUUUGCCAAUGGCUGGGUUCACGGUGAGCAGCUUUGUGAGGACACGAAAGUUCAUCCUCUCCUCAAGCCAUACAGAGCUCUGGCUGAGAAGGAAAAGGAAGCAUAUCGCUGGGCCAUCAAAGAGACAAUAAAGAGUAUGCUGGCUUUUGGUUGGAACAUAGAGAGGACCAAAGAAGGAGAUACCUUUGGCAUUCAGGCUUGUAGUCGCAGGGUCUCUCAGUCUGGACAGUUGUCUUUUGAAGGAGCAUCAACCUUCAGUCCCAAACCUUUGGACAUGAGCAGUGUCACUUUAUCAUGGGACCACUGUGCUAUGGCUGAACAGUUGGCUGAAAACUACCACAAUGCCUGGGCUCAGGCUACGAAACUAGAACUGGGGAGUAAAGGAGGUGGCGGCCACCCGAAGCUUGUGCCUUUUGAUACUUUGACCACCAAAGAGAAGACUAAGUUCAGGGAAAGAGCCCAAGACAUUUUAAAGUUUCUUCUGCUCAGUGGAUACACUGUGUGGAGGGAUCGGAAAAUGGUGGAAAUGGAUUUUCCAGCCACAGCCAACUGCUUUGCAUUGACUCUCCUGCAACGGCUGCUGACUCACACUGAUGAAGCCCAAGACACCAUGUUAAAGCUUGAAGUGCUUCAAGCCAGAGGUCAGAUGUCUAAAGGAGAGAAGACUCCAGAUCAGCAACCAAUAAUCUUUUUCCUCAAGGUUGUUCUUCCUGUUUUGGAACAAUACGUGAAAAGCCACCACCUGUAUUUCAUCUCCACCUGUCUUGGAUCGAGUGGCAACAGGAGCUGUGCCACGAAAAAAGAAAAGGAGUUGAUUGCGUGCCUCUUUUGUAAGGUGGCAGUUUUUGUAAGACACAGGAUCCCCCACAUCGGAGAUGAAGCCUCAGCUGUUGCAAAUUGCCUCAGCGUUCUCUCCCAAGCUCUUGAUGCCAGGACACUGAUGAAGUCGGCCCCAGAGUCCAUCCAGACUUCUUUGCAUUUGUUUUUUGAGGCAGCAGCCGUUGAUUUGGAGAUGACUGUGGAAAAGCUCUCGGAGACAUCUGUCUCCAUUCCUCAGAGUAGGGGCCAGCUGGCUCGAGGAGUGGCCCAAGCUCUCCACUACACAACUUUCAUUCUUCUCCCUACCCUCACUUCCCUCUUCCAUCAUCUUGCUAACCAAAACUUUGGAGUGGACUUCUUGGUUGGUGGAAUCCAAGUAUCCUGUUACAGGAUCUUGAAUAGCCUCUACUCUUUCAAGAACACGAGCAGCCUCGACAUCGAAGGACACAGACCAGCAGUGGGUGCUUGUUUAGCGGCUUUGACUGGAGCCUUUCCCGUGUGCUUCCUGGAACCAUCUCUGAAUCAGAAUAACCCAUUUUCCAUCUACAACACCGUGAGUGCUACUCAGAUAAAAGAUCAGGGAUUACCAGAUCUGGUGGAGGAUGUGUGUCCCCUUCUUCCCUCUUUGGAAGAGGCAUUGGAGCAGGUGAAGGAGUUGGCAUGUGCCGGCGCUGGAGCCCACCACUUCGUCCAUGUUGCAGAGAUCACGCUGCCGAUGUUGUGCAGCUACAUUUCCCACUGGUGGUGCUGCGACCCUGAAGAACCUCCACUUUUUACCUCCGUCGGUCCUCAACACGCAAGCGAUCUACUUGGCUACAUACUCCGCAUCUUCUACAACCAUGUGGGUGCUAGCCAUUGUGACUGGAUGAAGCAACUUGCGGUUUUUUCACAGCGGAUCAUACGCAGUGCCCCCGUUGAGUCGCUAAAGAGUCACUUCCUCCCAGUGAUGGAGAAGCUGAGGAAGAGGGCGGAAGGAAUACUGCGGGAGGAAGAGCAGAUGAAGGCAGAGUGCUCUUGUACCUCCGAGGGAGAGCUGCUCAUACAGGAGAAGUACACAGUGCUGGUUCGAGAUCUCUAUGCCUUCUAUCCUCUCCUUAUCCAGUUUGUGGAUUGCAAUCGAGCCAGAUGGCUGAAAGAGCCGAUCCCUGAGGCUGAGCAGCUGUUCGGCAUGGUGGCAGAGGUCUUUAUAUUCUGGGCCAAAUCUCAUCAUUUUAAAUGGGAGGAGCAGAAUUACGUCGUCCAAAGUGAAAUCAACAAUUUGACUCUGUUGAUGAAGAAUGAGAAAGCAUCAAAGUUUAACCACAGAGAGAAGAGGACGAAGAGGAAGGGGGAUCGUUAUUCUGCGCACACUUCUCUCAUUGUGACUUCCAUGAAGAAGCUGGUCCCCGUGGGACUGAGGGUUUGUUUUCCAAGCGACCAGAGCCUUAUCAUGCUGGCUAAGAAUGGCUUCUCUCAGAAAAAUACUGAAGAUGAGAUUCGUGACCAACUUUUUAGUGGCCUGUUGCAUAUUCAACGAGAGGCAUCAAUUAGCAUGAGGCAGGAGAGCCUUUAUGCAGAACAGCUAACACAGCAUGGCGCUGUCAGUGACGCACACAAGAUUGUAGACGGGAUUCUAGAAAUAGCUCGCGUCCUUUAUUACCUGGAUCAGGUGGAACACCCUGAAAGACGUAAAAAACCUGCGAGACAAAAGGUUUUAUCCAGACAGAGGAAACGUGCGGUCGUCGCCAGUUUACGGAUGACUCCUCUGUACAACCAACCCACGCACCGUGCUGUCAAUCUGUUUCUGUACGGAUACAACAAACUGUGGAUAUCAACGGAAGACCACAAAUAUGAGGAGAUGCUUACAGAGGUUUUGGCUAAGGGAGGAGCCAUGGAAGCGUGCGAAGGUGACAGAGGGAAAAUAAAGGAUAGAGAGGAAGGUGCGAGGCCAAUCGAUUCCCUCCUCCAACUCAUUACACUCUUCAGUCGAAGUGCCCUGAUGAACAGCAGGCAUGGAAGUGACAGUCUCUUUAAGGCUUACACAGAUAUCAUGGCGAAGAGCUGCUGCAGAGACGGUGACACCGAGGAACAGCCGGAUGUCGAAUGCUUUGAAGUAGGUAAACGGAGAAUGCUUCAGCUUGUGCACAGAUCUCUGUUGAGGGUUUUGGCCAAUGUGUAUUUACAAGGCAAAGUGAUGCCUGACAAAGACUUAACUUGUGACUUGUUCCGUUUCCUGCAGCUUCUCUGUGAAGGCCAUAACGCAGACUUUCAGGAUUAUUUAAGAACACAAACUGGGAACAACACGACUGUCAACAUCAUUAUAUCCACUGUGGACUAUUUACUAAGAGUUCAGGAGUCAAUCAGUGACUUCUACUGGUACUAUUCAGGGAAGGAUGUUGUUGAUUAUGAAGGUCAACGUAACUUCUCCAGGGCCAUCGAAGUGGCAAAGCAGGUCUUCAACACACUCACCGAGUACAUUCAGGGUCCAUGCACCGGAAAUCAACAGAGUUUGGCUCACAGCCGUCUUUGGGAUGCUGUGGUGGGAUUUCUUCACGUCUUUGCUCACCUGCAGAUGAAGCUUUCUCAGGAUUCAAGACAGAAUGAACUGCUGAAAGAACUCAUGGAUUUGCAGAAAGACAUGGUCGUGUUUCUGCUUUCUAUGUUGGAAGGAAAUGUCAUCAACGGAACUAUUGGGAAGCAGAUGGUAGACAUGUUGGUGGAGUCGUCUGGAAACGUGGAGAUGAUUCUUAACUUUUUCAACAUGUUCCUCAAACUUAAAGACCUCACAUCUUCAGAGCUUUUUCAGGAAUAUGACCCCGACCUCAAAGGCAACAUUUCCAAAAAAGACUUCCACAAAGUCAUGGAGCACUGCAACCAUUUCUCCCAAGCGGAGAUUCACUUCUUGCUCUCCUGCAUGGAGACCAACGAGAGCGAAAUUGUGGAUUAUGCGGAAUUUGUUGAUCGAUUCCAUGAGCCUGCAAAAGACAUUGGCUUCAGCAUCACAGUGCUUCUCACUAAUUUGUCUGAGCACAUGCCCAAAGAGCCUAGACUGAAGACUUUUUUGGAACUGGCAGAGUGUGUCUUGACUUACUUCCAGCCCUGUCUUGGACGCAUUGAGAUCCUUGGCAGCGGGAAGCGCUUCGAACGCAUCUACUUCGAGAUCAGCGAUUACAGUCGCACACAAUGGGAGAAACCCCAGGUCAAAGAGUCUAAAAGGCAGUUCAUUUUUGACGUGGUAAACGAAGGAGGAGAGAUGGAGAAAAUGGAGAUGUUCGUCAAUUUCUGUGAGGACACCAUCUUUGAAAUGCAGCUGGCUGCCCAAAUUUCUAAAUGCUCCGGAGCAGAAGACAGGAGACUUGGAGAUGAUGAGGUUCUGGAGAGUAAAAGAAUGAGUGUGGUGGAUCAGGGGUGGCUGUUCCUGUCAUCCCUGCUUUCAGUCAAAAAGACGUUGAUGAAAAUGUCACUGAAGGAUAUCUUCAUAUCAGCCUUUCUGCUCUUUCGAUUGGUUUGCUUGACUCAGAUCCAAUGCGUUGACUUCGUCGUCCGCAGCUUUCUGUAUGUCCUGUACGUUGCUUUUGUCAGUGGCGGGCUCAUAGAAAAAGCAAAAAAGAUGAGGAUGUCAGAUUUGCUUGGCGGUAUCCUUGAGCCAACUCUUGAUGAGGUCAUGGAGGGGUCAAGUGGUGUGAAUCGACUCAGGAAGUACUCUGCCAGCUUCUUGUGCCCGACAGAAUUGAGUGAGAUUGGCCAGAUGGCGGCUCUGACCUCUCCCAGGGAGGUGGAUGCACUCUCCGACAUAUUUGGCCUGAAACUAAAAAAAGAGGGAGGCCAAUACCGACUCGUAUCGAAGGACCUCUCUGCGAGUCUGACUGACCUGUUCCAAACAGCCUCCAGAACAACUGUCACCACUGAAGUCUUUGAGAAGCAUCACAGCGUGUUCAGGGAACAAGUGGACACUGAGGAAACAGAUGAGAAAGUGAUGGAAUUAAAGCAUUCUGAAAAUGAGAAAUCUGAAGAGAACGCUGAAAGUAUGAACGCAGGGCCAAACUGGAGAAAUAAGCGAAGCUCUAAUAGGUCAAAGGACUCACACGGCCAACAUUUUACUCUCUGGGAGGCGAUCAGCUCACACAACAAGAGCCUGCUGAGCUUCUUUGCAAGAAACUAUUACAACAUGCGCUUCCUGGCUCUGUUUGUCACCUUUGCCAUAAACUUUAUUCUUCUGUUUUACAAGGUGGCGUCCUCGCCUGCAUCCACAGAGGAGGAGGUUCUGGUCAUGUCUGUCGACAGUGAAGAGCUGGACUCUGUCAUGAAAGAAGACAGCAGUAGAGAUCACUUUGUGCUGGAAGAGAGCAGUGGAUGGAUGGAGCCUUCUCUCCAUCUGCUCGCUAUUGCACACACUGUCAUCUCCUUCUGUUGCAUCAUCGGGUACUACUAUCUCAAGGUUCCUCUGGCGAUCUUCAAGCGUGAAAAGGAAGUGGCGCGCAAGUUGGAGUUUGAUGGGCUUUAUGUCACAAAACAACCUUCAGAGGAAGACAUUAAAGGCCAGUGGGACAGACUGGUCAUUAAUACGCCAUCAUUUCCAAGUAAUUACUGGGAUAAAUUUGUGAAAAGAAAGGUGAUGGAUAAGUACGGAGGCCUUUGUGGCUCUGAGAAGAUCAGUGAACUUUUAGGUCUGGACAAGGCGGCUUUAGACUUCAGCUCUGAUGGAAGAGACAGGACGAGGCUCAAAAGAGACGGCGCCUGGGCUGCUUUGUACAGAUCUAUUGACGUGAAGUACCAAAUCUGGAAACUAGGAGUGGUCUUCACUGACAGUUGCUUCUUAUACUUGACCUGGUACAUGCUGGUGUCAUCUCUGGGUCAUUACAACAACUUCUUUUUUGCUGCCCACCUUCUGGACAUCGCAAUGGGCUUCAAGACGCUUCGUACCAUCCUUUCUUCCGUUACACACAACGGGAAACAGCUGGUCCUGACUGUGGGUCUGUUGGCAGUCGUUGUGUAUCUCUACACUGUUGUCGCCUUCAACUUCUUCAGGAAGUUUUACAACAAGAGCGAUGACAUAGACGCUCAAGAUAUGAAGUGUAAUGACAUGCUUACUUGCUACAUGUUCCACAUGUAUGUGGGAGUCCGUGCAGGGGGGGGCAUCGGCGAUGAAAUCGAGGAUCCUGCUGGAGAUGAGUUCGAGGUGGAACGAAUCAUCUUUGACAUCACUUUUUUCUUCUUUGUGAUUGUCAUCCUCCUGGCCAUCAUCCAGGGCUUAAUAAUUGAUGCCUUUGGAGAGCUCCGAGACCAACAGGAACAGGUGAAGGAGGAUAUGGAGACAAAGUGCUUCAUAUGUGGAAUAGGAAAUGAAUAUUUUGAUGCCGUCCCUCAUGGAUUCGAGACUCACACUCUGCAGGAGCACAACUUGGCCAACUAUCUGUUUUUUCUAAUGUAUCUCAUUAACAAGGAUGAAACCGAGCACACUGGGCAGGAAUCGUAUGUGUGGAAGAUGUACCAGGAGCGUUGCUGGGAAUUCUUUCCUGUGGGAGACUGUUUCCGUAAGCAAUACGAGGAUCAACUGGGAUGAAGGGCAAUCUCAAAUGUCAAAAGUCCGUGUAAAUUUGACUUAUACUGAAGCUUCAACGUUUGUUGUCUUUGAAAUCAGGAAAUCAGCGAAUCACGUUACAUUUGUGCUACUAACACUGCACCGACGCUUGGUUUUUGGAGUGUGUUUGUUUCGCUUUGAGGAUCACAGUUCAUUUACUUAAAGAAUAAAAAUAACUUGUCAAUUUUCUGAA